AUGGGUGGAAGGCUUUUAGCAGAUGAUUUCCAAACUGGUUCUGAUUCAUUAGUAUUAGAAGAGGUUGGUUCGAAACCUGGAAGAACUUUAGUCCUACUCGGUCGAAUAGGGAACGGUAAAAAGGCAACAGGAAACAGCAUCCUGGGAGAAACUAAGUUCUUGUCACAAGCAAGAGGAAAAUCCAUUACCAAACAGUGUGCACUACAGACAUCCGUGUUGCGGAACGGUGUGACCGUCAAUGUUAUUGAUACUCCUGGUCUGUUUAGUGCUUCCUCCACUACAGAAUUUACAAGCGGAGAAAUUGUUAGAUGCUUAGGUUUGGCUAAAGAUGGUAUUGAUGCAGUGCUUCUUGUUUUCUCGAUCCUUUUCGGGUGUCGAAUCGUUGACUAUAUAAUCAUUGUUUUCACCAAUGCGGAUGCACUCAAAGUUGGAGAAACACUAGAAGACUAUUUGGAGGAUUGUCCUGAGUUUCAGGGAAUUCUCAAGGAAUGCAGUGACCGUAAAGUGUUGUUUGACAAUAGGUGUGAGAUCUCUGAAAGCAAGAAAGACGAGCAAGUCCAGGAUCUUCUCAACCUUGUUGAACAAAUCUCAAAGAAGAACAAUGGAAAAUCAUAUAUGACUGACUUAUCACUUGAGCUAAGGUUGAAGAAGGAGUUAGAGAAGUCAUAUAAGAAAAUGCUCAAGGAAAUGGAAGAGAAGGUUUCUAAGCAUUUAAAGGAAUCUUUGAGGGAGGUGAAGGAGAAACUGUCAAAGGCAGAAGCCGCGAGAGAAGAAUCUGAGAAAAAGUUGAAGGAAAUCCAGAAGCUAUCCCUUGAUGAGAUUAGGGAACUGAGAGAACAGCUUGCCAAGGCUGUGGAAGAUACGGAUUCCUUGCGCGCCAAGCUCGACAAAAAAUGCACUAUUCUUUGA
Messenger RNA from Arabis nemorensis, 909 nucleotides. Lineage: Eukaryota; Viridiplantae; Streptophyta; Magnoliopsida; Brassicales; Brassicaceae. The record is from the annotation of a GenBank genome assembly.